AGAAUACUGAGCUGAGAUGGAAGUCAAAACAUUUAGCAAAGCCAGUAGGAUUCCUGAAACUGUAUCCACAUUAAUUAAUGAAGAAUUUGUCCUGGUUCAUCAACAAUCUGAGGAUGCCUGUGGAAAAGAUGAAAAACCUCAGCUGAAGGUAUUUUCAAAUGGAGAUGAUCAGCUGGAGAAAGCAAUGGAAGAGUUACUGAGGGAUUCUGAAAAAGACCAGAACAAUUUCACUGCUCUCCAGGAAGGUUCCAGUGAUGCAAACAGCCAGGCAGCCCAAGAUGGGUCAGCAAGUCAAACGCAUCAGCCAUCUUUGCACCUUGCUUUAGACCCUUCUACUACAGAAAUCUCUGCACCAAGGCCAUUUUUUCCUGGUGAACCCCUGGAAGAGGACAGCGUAUUGUUUAACAAACUGACAUAUUUAGGUUGCACAAAAGUAUCUGCUCCUCGAAAUGAACCAGAAGCUCUGCAUGCCAUGGCAAACAUGAAAUCCUCAAGUCGAGACCCUUUACCUGUAACACUUUAUGUUCCAAACAUUCCAGAAGGCUCUGUAAGAAUAAUAAAUCAAUCAAGCAACAUAGAGAUAGCCUCAUUUCCAAUCUAUAAGGUGUUGUUUUGUGUGCGUGGACAAAAUGGAACUUCAGAAAGUGACUGUUUUGCAUUUACUGAAAGCAGCUGUGGAACAGAGGAGUUCCAGAUUCAUGUUUUUUCCUGUGAGAUUAAAGAGGCAGUCAGUCGAAUUUUAUAUAGUUUCUCAACAGCAUUCAAACGUUCUUCCAAACAAGCAUCUGAUCAUGUUAAGGACUUUGUUCUUCCUACUCCAGAUAGUGAUGUGUACACUUUCAGUGUUUCUUUAGAAGUCAAAGAAGAUGAUGGAAAAGGAAAUUUUAGCCCUGUGCCAAAGGAUAGAGAGAAAUUAUAUUUCAAGCUUAAACAGGGAAUUGAGAAGAAAGUGGUGAUUACAGUUCAGCAACUCACAAACAAAGAACUGGCCAUUGAAAGAUGCUUUGGGAUGCUACUAAGCCCUGGACGAAAUGUGAAGAACAGUGACAUGCAUUUACUAGACAUGGUAACACUNGGAAAGAGUUCUGAUGGGAAGGCUUACGUAAUUACUGGAAUGUGGAAUCCUAAUGCACCCAUGUUUCUAGUGCUUAAUGAGGAAACUCCUAAAGAUAAACGUGUAUUCAUGACUGUGGCAGUGGAUAUGGUUGUUACUGAAAUAGUAGAGCCAGUUCGGUUUUUGCUGGAGACUGUUGUGCGUGUGUAUCCUGCCAAUGAACGUUUCUGGUACUUCAGCAGAAAAACCUUCACAGAAACUUUUUAUAUGAAGUUAAAACAGUCUGAAGGAAAAAGCCAUACAAAUGCUGGGGAUGCAAUUUAUGAAGUUGUCAGUCUACAAAGAGAAUCUGCAAGAGAGGAAGAAUUGGUCAGCCCAGCAAGUGGAGGAGGGCCUGUAUCAUCCCAGGAGGAUGAGGUAGAAGAAG
Molecule: messenger RNA, 1481 nt
Organism: Nestor notabilis (Kea)
Lineage: Eukaryota; Metazoa; Chordata; Aves; Psittaciformes; Psittacidae
Product: rab GTPase-activating protein 1-like
Exons: 10
Source: RefSeq, a predicted model, not a curated record